CUAGCCUCUCCGUUAAUGAUUCCCAAUCCUCUUAGCGAUAAACGUAAAAGACGUCCUGUUUUUGUACAGUUAACGGAAGAUGAAAUUCAAAAUUUUCUCGCUCGGUCUGACGGUGAAAAAGACUCAAGCGGGAGUGAUUGGGAUGAUGUUGGGGAGACGGAUAUGGCCACCUUUUUUGCCUCCUUGUCUGAAAAGCAAACUUCUCCAAAAAGACGUAAACUAUCACCCAGAGUUUCGGAAUGCACAAGCACUUCUAAAGAUCCCUGUCCCUCACAAUCUUUACAAACGGAGGCUCGUCAAAACAAAGGGGUACUUCAAGACGUCGGUAUAGAUGCCUUGUUCAAUGCGUCGGUGUCGAAGGCGGAAGGCAACACUGAAGUACCGGAGCUUGAUGUGCAUGAUCUGUUUGGUUCAUCUUCCAGUGACUCAGACGCUGAUGGUGAUAUUUUGGAUGGAUGUGAUGAUGAACAGGACGUAUCUCUGUCCGAAUGCGGUGCCCGGAUUCAGAAGAGUCUUUCAGUUGCACGGCGCAAGCAGAAGGAAGCCGAGAUCGAGCAACAGGUAGAACGGGCUAUCGUCCAGACUUCGGUGGACGCUUGUCAAACUCCGUCGACUUCUCUGAGCGGCUCGAAAGGGCCCAUCUCUGUCAGCGCAUCAUUGGCUGCAUGUGCUGCCCGUCGUCAAAAAGCCCUUUCAGAUUUGAACAACGCACAGUUGCGAACAGAUCGGCGCCGGUCUUCCCUACCUGACAAUCAUCCGCCUGUAACACCCCAUAAUUCCGAGAAAAAAUCUGUGGUGUCCAGCGCUCCGGACUACUGGCUCGCUGUCCCAACAAAACUCCGUGUCUAUCGCUCGAAAGUUUCUUCGGAAUUGUGGGCGAACCGCACCAGCGACCGUCAGGUAUACGGUUUAUUACAAUUUAUCCAACACCAGCGCUCUCAAGUGACACUGUCCAUGCCUUCUUCGAAGCGCCAAAGCUCUACGGACAGUUUGGUCGUCGUUGGUGUAAUCGGGUCGAAAACGCCUCCUCGCCGUUCUAAAAACGAUCGCAUUUAUUCCAUUUGGCAUCUUAGUGAUCUUGAUCAGGUUGGACCGGGUUCCCAUAUUGGUUGUGUGAAGCUGUUCCUGUUCGGAGACGCGCACGAAAAGUUAUGGAAGGAACCAGAUGGCAGCGUCGUUGCCAUCCUUGGACCGCGUUUGAUGUCAGAUCCUUCUACAUCUUUUAACGACAAGGAUGUUGGAAUCACUCCGCCCUCUCCCCAGCAUGUGAUGGUGUUGGGUCAGUCACCAGACUAUGGGAUUUGCGCAGCCCUGAACAAAUCGGGCCAAUCAUGUUUCCACGUCAUUAAUAAAUCAGUAUGUCGGUACUGUGACCUCCACGUAAAGAAAGCAUAUUAUGAGGCCAGUUCAUCUCGACCCGGAUUUUUCGAUUCCAGCCAUCCUGCCCUAAAGAAGCGGCCGACGAAUCGUUACAAGGGUGAUCGACCACCUGUGAAUGAGCCUGGAGUGUACAGCUUACCAACUUCAAAAAUGUUCAACCCCGUUUCACCCUCGCGUUCCGAAUCACGAGUCAAACUGACAGUGGCAAAGUUGUCAGCCGCUGGCUAUACCGUGGACAGUUCCGUCGGACUCGCAACUCAACAACAUCGGGUUGACGGUGCUGGCGAUCCUUCCCGACCUCCUCCGUCACAGCCAUUGUCUUCACCGGAGCGCAAACUUGUGAAGGCACUUCACCGACCGACUGCCGGGUCUAUGAACCUUCUGCGACAUCUAGAACGCAGCACGCAGCUACUAGAAGUUAAAAAUACGUCAGUAAAUUCUAGGUCACAAGACCCGGGCACAUCAUGCUCGAUGGAGACGCAGUCUCACUCUCAUGUGUGCAGACCGUCAGCGGAUCCAAAAGUUGGUUUUACCUUCUCUGACUUUUUCGCAGCCCGAUCAAAAAAACAGGCGGUGAAACUCACUAAUGACCUACGACCGGGAGAUUUUAUCGACUUGGGUCCCGUGUCUACUUCACAAACACCGAUGUCGCCCAUACUUUCUGGGGCCAGACUGCGUGCGAGCCAGCUGGUGAAAGCGAAAGGUGGACUAAAAGCCAUGGAAGCCCGAGCUAAGCAGCGCAGUGAAGUCUCAAUCAAGGCCUCUUUAGGAGAGCAGUCAGCGGAUCGCCACAGACCGUCACCGCUAUCCCAAAUACUGGACAACAACUCGCUGGGCUCCUCUGCAGCCAAACCAGUUUCGAGUUCAAAUCCCCCUAGCUUGGACGCGCAUCCGAAUGGAACGGAAAACGAGCCACCUGAGAUGAGUGCAGCAGCUGCUCGGAAAAAUAGAUUAGCUGAGCUGGCGAAAAAAGUCCGCGAAGGAUCAUCUCACACGGGUCUCAUUGCUGAGGCCGAAAUAAAUUCCGAACAAGCUCGAAUGGCUGUACUUGAAAAAAGGGACGAAUUUGAACAAAAACUGACAGGCAAAACAGAGGAACAGUGUACUUAUGUAUGCUGCAAAACAUGUAACUACCGUGCAUGGAAGCUGUCUGACGAUUGCCGUAAGAGCAAUCAUUCGGUAGUCUAUUUGAAGGGUUUGAAGCGGUAUUUCAAAUGCAAGAACUGUUUGAAGCGAACUGUAACAUUCGAGCGCUACCCAACCGUCGCUUGCAAAAAUUGCGGUGAAUCUCUUUUCGAGAAGACAGGAAUCAUUCGGGAACGGAAAGGUCCAUUGCUUCCCGGUGAAAAGCUCCUACCUCGCGGAAUCGAGGAAAAAUUUCUCAGUUGACUUUUUAUGUUACAUUUUUGUUAAGCCAUAUUUCAAUAAAACUCUUUGAGUGCCUAUUUUUAUAUUCCCCCAAUCAGAUGAAAAAUGUUUUGUACUACUUUUCUUG
This is a messenger RNA of Opisthorchis viverrini, 2875 nucleotides long. RefSeq lists its product as hypothetical. Gene Ontology annotation, molecular function: DNA replication origin binding; single-stranded DNA binding. The transcript has 13 exons. Lineage: Eukaryota; Metazoa; Platyhelminthes; Trematoda; Opisthorchiida; Opisthorchiidae. Gene Ontology annotation, cellular component: nucleus; replication fork protection complex. Gene Ontology annotation, biological process: DNA replication; DNA replication initiation. The record is from RefSeq and is a predicted model, not a curated record. Bases 16 to 2769 code for a protein of 917 amino acids.